GCGAAGAUUAAUUUCAAAGUAUUCAGCAAUGGUGAUUCGCAAUAGCAAAGUGAUUUUUUUUUAACAACGCAUCUGAUAUUAUUCGUAAAAAUAUGUCAACCUAAACAUUUGUCUGUAGUUGUGUUACAAUAUAGUAAACGUAUUAUUUUCAUACUAUCUCCAGCCAAGUCGAAAUUUACUAUAUUUCACGCUCACGUUCAAGUAAAAGGAGCCAUGAAGUUGUUCCAAACGCCUUCACUUGGAGAUUUCAAGCCUCCUUUACUCAACGCUGAGGCCACUGUUGGUAUGGUUGACGGUAGCUUGCGGUAUGUGGAUCGCGAGCAUUUGAAUAUCUGCAUGCAGUCGUAUGCUGCAUAUCUACUCGAUCAUCCAAAUGCAAGUGUGAGCUCUGAUAUGCUUGCAACACGAGAAGCUGGUAAUGGUAUUUCGGCCAAAGAUAUGUUUUUACCAGUUCAGGAAAGGGCCUUGAAAAAAAUUGCAAGUGUAUGGCGUGACAAGGGUUUCAUCGAAGCUGUUCAUGCAACUGCGGAAGAAGAUCCAGCUCAGGUUACAAAAAUCUUACACUGGGUAGCUACAAGAUUGUCUCAACUAUUUGAUUUGGUAGACAAGCUAGCGUUCAGGAAUGAGGGAUUACCGAUGCUAGCUUCUAGUUCCGCAGCUGAUAUAGCCAUCACACGUGACUGGGCUACUGCCAUUGUUCGUUGUUUAGCCUGGCAUCCACAUUGUACACGUCUUGCUUUAGCAACGCGGGACGAUAGGAUUCGGGUAUUCUGCAAGAACGUGCAGGGUGCAGCAGUUCUGAGACACAGCUUUCAAAAAUCUGUAUCUUGUUUGAGUUGGAGGCCCAAUUCUGGCAGAGAGUUGGCUGCUGGUUGUCAGAUGGGGAUUUUAAUCUGGAAAGUAGAAUUGGGAGCAGCUAGCAGUUCGCUGAGUCAAGCACUGACUCUGCGACAAAGGGGACAUGCCCCAGUCACAAGCGUUGCUUGGAAUCCACAGGGUGAAUUAUUGGUAUCUUGCUCUCCAGCAGAUAACAAUAUGGUUAUCUGGGAUACAUCUAGAGAAGUUGCAGUCCCUCUAAAAUGUGUCAGAGGGGGCGGACUUUGCUUUGUUCGAUGGUCUCACUGUGGAUCUAGGCUACUGGCAGCUUCCACUCAUUCUGUCUUUAGAAUAUGGAACACUGGAGAUGGUUCAUCUUGGAAAUCUGAAAAGUGGAUGGUCCCAAACGGCCGAGUUGCUGCAGCCUGCUUCGGACCAGAUCUCACGCUUUUAUUUGUAUCAACUGAAGUUCCAGAGAUAGUAUUUUCACUGCCAUUACAAGAAAAUAUUUUUGACUUGAAACAUUCAGGUGUAAAUAACGACGUUAAAGCUGCCAUGGCUAUAAUUGAUCUGAAGAAAACAAUUUUAUACUCUAAUCAGCACGAACAACAAUGUCUUGGAGGGCGAGUGAUAGCUAUGGAGUGGGAUCCUACAGGAAAAUAUCUUGCCAUUUUAUUUCAGGAUAGUCCAAUCGUUGUCGUGUUUGCAAUGAAACUGCAACCAGGUUUAGUAGCAGCUGACGCGGCUGAAGGGUGCUUGAUUAAAGGAUUUCCUGGAGAGGUGCCAAAUUGUAUGAAUUUCCAACAGGACUUUGACUUUGAUUCUGACUCCAGAGGUGCCUGCCUGACAAUCGCGUGGUCAAGUGGAAGGGUUCAACAUUUUCCAAUAGUCAAUUCCAACAGUAUUGCGCAUUCCAGCUUCAUCACUAAUCACUCAUAUAUAAAUUAAGAACCGAUGUCUUUAAUUUGUCACUGAAAAAAUGAAUUCUGAUACCAUGAUACAGAUGCAAAACUAGAUUGUCACUCUGGCAUAACUGUAGUUAUAAUCCCAAGAUUGAGAACUAAUCAACCUUUUGUCAAACCUUAUAAUAUAAUACGUGUAGUGAUUUCUUAUGCAACACCUUAAACUAGUUAUCUGCCAUUUGAACCAGAUUUGUUAUUAUGAAUAUAUGUGUAUACAAUAUCAAUAUGAGUUACGUUUGUUAUUUGUAAUUUGUACAUAGAUGUCAAAGACAUUGAAAACAUGAAACUAAUAAAUAACAUUUUUACAUGGGUUGUACGUACAAUAAUAGU
Diprion similis is the source of this 2108-nucleotide messenger RNA. RefSeq names its product aladin-like. Gene Ontology annotation, biological process: nucleocytoplasmic transport. Lineage: Eukaryota; Metazoa; Arthropoda; Insecta; Hymenoptera; Diprionidae. The record is from RefSeq and is a predicted model, not a curated record. Gene Ontology annotation, cellular component: nuclear pore. Bases 214 to 1764 code for a protein of 516 amino acids. The transcript has 7 exons. Gene Ontology annotation, molecular function: protein binding.